CCAAAAGAACGACCAUGACACUCCAUCACCCAUCGCACUGCACCGGUGUUGUGCAACUCCAUGGCAACCAAUCGAUACCGGUACUAGCUACCAGUAGUGCAUAACACAUCAACCAUACAAUCGACCCCUUGCCUUAUUAGCACCACAAGAAAGCAUUGUCCGACAAACAGCCGAAAUAUCUACCUACUAGUACAGAACCAUGGUCAUCGCGUCAACACUGCUGUCGUCAGACCAAGCAGCUGCAUCUCCCAUGAUGAAUGGCACCACUCCACUCCGAGGACGCAAUACCGCCAAUGGAAAAAUGCGUCGACGAGCUUAUUCUUGGCGUGGUGAAUCUCCUCCGUACGAUCGACGCAAGCUCCAACAGACGAAUCUCAUGGAUGUCAAUCCGUCCGAAUUAUUGCCGCUGAUUAGCCAAGAAUCGCGUUGCGUGUCGGCAUGGGUAGUGACAGCCACAUCCAUCCAAGUCAUUGUUUCCAUUCUGAUUCGAGUGGCAUCGUAUGCCUAUCCCGUCACGUCGGCAUCGUCCCCACGAGCGUCGCACAAUUGGCUGUGGGAUGGCCUCGCGGUUGGUCCCAGUGUCAUUGCCGGUGUCUUGCUGCGAUUGGUACCACCUCAAGUUAUCACGCAAGAAGCUCCUGGUUUCAUCUAUGCAUCGGCAUGGAUAUUGUUGGCCAUCAAAGAUCGAAUGGGUGGUGUCGUUCCCCAUGUCCCAACUAGAAUAUGUGAAGCUGCAUUGGGGAGAUUGAGUGUCAUGGAAUGUCUGAUUCUAGUUGCUGUUCAAUUCGCUUGCACAGCCUCUACCGUCACUGUGAUUCGGUACUGUUUCCUGUCCAAGUUUGACGAUGGAUUGGCAUUGUACAUGCCCGAAUACACCAGUCGCGCUGUGGGAGAUGGGCAUCCCUGGAUUGUGGACUACUUUCACGAAAUGCUCGUCACAACUCUCUUCACUGUGGCACUGCAAGUGGUCCCUGUUUUGUUAAAGUUGAAUCGAGGUCCCGUGUGGUUGGCCUUGUUGUUUGUCUAUCCACUCUACACCUACGGUGUGGAUAGUGGCGGUCACGGCAGUACGCUGUCUCCCAGCAUUUUGUUGGCUCUAUCAUCAUCAUCUAGCUUUUAUCAAAUGGGUCGUUGCCUACCCCAAAUGUUGGGUGGUCUCUUGGCAGGUCGCAUCAUGUGUUCCUACUUUCCAGACGACGACAAACGGGCGUAGUAGCGAACAGAAUGGUGGUCUGAUGAUGGCUGAGAUUAGAGGGAGAAUGGAGUGACAAGGCAAGGACCAGGGCAGGUGUACAGUAGAAAGAAAGCAGACAUGUAUGUGACACAUAAUAGAUAAGCAGGCAUCUAUGUACAGAUAAUUGUUGGGCUUGGUUUUUGAUUUG
Molecule: messenger RNA, 1382 nt
Organism: Seminavis robusta
Lineage: Eukaryota; Bacillariophyta; Bacillariophyceae; Naviculales; Naviculaceae
Source: the annotation of a GenBank genome assembly